ACAAAAACUUGAUUUAUUACAAAAUUAUCAGUACAUUAUAUAAGUAUUAAUCUUACAAUCAACUAUACUACAUACUUCGUAUAAAUUUGUACUUCAUAAAUCAAAUAUUACAAAAUUGAUGAACACCGAAAGACUGAUCAUGAUCCCUAUAUGCCCUUAACUAUUCGUAACUUAAGCUUCUUAGCUAUGGAUAAUCCCUCCUUAGUUUGGUCUAGACCGCUCAUUGCAACAGAGAUUGAAGGCAUGCCUCUAAAUCCUCUAAAGUUAUUGUCAGCAACUCAUUUGAGUCCAUACAAUCAACGAGCAUUAACCAACAAUGGAUCAAUCAAACCACCAUUCAUUUCCUGCCUUCCUGCCGUUGCUUUACAGUGGUUUCUCUCUCAAUCAAUUCUGCAAUAGUAUCCAAAGUGUAGAGAGAAUUUAACCUAAAUCCGUAUAAUAAGCUACUUUCAACUUGGUUUCGAGGGUGGGGGGAGGGGCGGUCGACGGUUUUAAGGGGAGGGGAGGGUUUUUUAGGGUUAUUCGUGGGUGGGGGGAAGUGUUUUCGAGGAGGGGAAAUCACACCAAUAAGAUGCCACGUCAUGAGUUGUUUUUUUUUUUUUUUGUACAAAUAAUUUUCUUCAACUAAAUUUAUAAUAAAAGUAUUUAAAAUUAUUAUAAUACAUUUAUUUAAAAAAAAAAUUAUUAUAAUACAAAAAAACUAUAAUUUGAAGUAAUCACUAUUUAACACAUGGACCCGAGGCAUCGCACGGGCUAAACAUUAGUUCUUGCUUAAAUUUAAUCAAAUUCAACCUUUUUUUUUUCAGACGGGAAUCAAAUUCAACCUAAUAUGCACUAUUUCCCCCAAUUUGGGCAUGAAAUUUAUCAAAUUCAAGCGACAUUGUUGUAAUAUCAAUUUUCAAUGCUUUCUGGGAAUGCUCAACUUCGAUGUUGCUCUUCAUUUCCGCUUUUCGGACCAAAAUUUCGUCUUCUCUCGCCGUUUUUAACGCCCAGGAUCAUCAAGGAGGUUGGCUUUCCAAGUACUCUGCCACUGCGGUGGUCGGAAUUGCAGUUGCAACUUUUCUUUGGAGGCAUGCCUGGAUAAGAUGGACAAAACAUCGUAGGAUCCAAGAUUUGCAUGAGAUCAGUACCUCUGAGGGUGCAAGGCCAACUAGUGAAAAUUCUGAGCUGCACUGUUGCUGUGGGCUUCCAGCCAAAUUGAGGAUGUCAAAAACUUUGAGGAAUCCCUAUAGAUUAUUCUAUAACUGCCCCAAGAAUGUGUUUCAUCAUCAAUGUGAAUAUUUUCAUUGGUCUGAUGAGUUAUCAGCUAGUAUAGAAAGAAGUAGAACAGAACUUAGUUUUCUUCGGAAUGAGUGUAUUCGGCUGCAUAAGAGAAUAGCAUAUGUUCAGUCUCGGCGAGAAAAUGAAAGAGCUUUGUGGGAGGUAGAAAGGUCAGAGCUAAGAUCAGAGGUAGCUUCAGUUCAAGCAGAGCUAGAUGAUAUAAAUAGUAGAGUUCAACCCUUGUAUGAGUUAGAUAAUAUGCCUCCUGUAGAUGAAUCAUAUGCCAUGAAGGCGGAGAAUGAUGGAGCAAUAGAUAUAGAAAUUAUAUAGAAAAUGAGGAGAGCUCAACAUACUUGCUCAUCUUAGUGUUCUGCUUUGAUCAUUCAAGUACCUGAAACUGCUUCUGCCAUUGACCCUCUGAUUUUUGCAGAAAAAUGUAUUUGUAGUCAGAGUCUUUUUGCAGAGGGAAGCGUUUUAGGGUUUAUGCAAGUUCAUGUAGAUAGCGCUAAUUUGGUUUGCUUGUAAAAAAUCUUCACAAUACACAUUACGUAGAAUGAUAGUAAUUUAAUCUACUAAUCUACAUGGGCAGUCAAUCUGCCAUGUUUGUGUGUUGCUUUAUCACAUACAAGUUAAUUG
This is a messenger RNA of Chenopodium quinoa (quinoa), 1896 nucleotides long. RefSeq lists its product as uncharacterized. The record is from RefSeq and is a predicted model, not a curated record. NCBI's taxonomy places the organism in Eukaryota, Viridiplantae, Streptophyta, Magnoliopsida, Caryophyllales, Amaranthaceae. Gene Ontology annotation, molecular function: zinc ion binding. Bases 928 to 1590 code for a protein of 220 amino acids. The transcript is spliced from 4 exons.